Salmo salar (Atlantic salmon) is the source of this 9069-nucleotide messenger RNA. RefSeq names its product serine/threonine-protein kinase WNK1. Gene Ontology annotation, molecular function: protein serine/threonine kinase activity; ATP binding. NCBI's taxonomy places the organism in Eukaryota, Metazoa, Chordata, Actinopteri, Salmoniformes, Salmonidae. Gene Ontology annotation, biological process: protein phosphorylation. The record is from RefSeq and is a predicted model, not a curated record.
AUCAACGCUGCCUUUCUGUGUUUGGAAGGCUCCAACCGGCUCCUUUGGCAAGGACCUUCUUGGGUAAACAAACGUCUCGGAGAGUUUUCUCACAGCUUGGUGGCUACUUAUGGAUGGAAACUUGACCACACAACGUGACACUUGAUCUCAGCUGGCAGUGUGUGGCCUGUCGUUGCCUGCAGUGAAGCUCCGUGCCUGGAGCAGAGUCUAGCCUUUUCCCCCGCCCUGGUGGCUCCUUAUGAUGGCUCACAGUUGUACCUGGUUUCUUGCAGCAUGGAUGGUGUGGAUCUAAAGGGUCUUGUGUAUCAGCAUCAGCUUUUCCUGUUCCGUGACGGUGUUCUGUUCGUUUCCAUCUACAAAAGAACACCCUCCAUCCAGACGCUGAGCCCUGUACUCCUCUGACUGUUUUAAAGCAACAAGCACACAGCUAGGAAUAGGAGAGGGAGAUCUGCAAAACAAGCUCCUGUUUAGUGGCAGUCUGAUUAGAUUUUUGACCAGAUAGAUUUGUUUCAUUCCAAAGCCUGUAUGGAGGAAGUUUGACUUAUCUUUUCUCCGUUGAAUCAUAUCCGCUCACUCUCGCGUUGGGUGGUGGGAUGUCGGAAAAGCCCAACGACAAGAUGAAGUUCCUGGCUCCCCUUUCCAAGAGUGGUAAUGGCAACAUAAACAACGGAUCUGGCUCGGACUCACUAGUUGGUGAAAGGGUGGCAGUGGAGCUGAGGCACCGCCACCACACCAUGGAGCGCGAUCGCUGCCCUGCCGAAUAUCGACCAUUCUUCCGCCGCAGCGUCAUCAGCGACUCCAAUGCCACCGCCCUUGACCUCCCCUUACCCAGUACAAUCCCUAUCUUCACGCCCAUUGAACCCCCCGUGCAAGAUGUGUCCCAUCCUGCCGGUCCACCCCCCACCCCAAGACCUGCACCCCGUGUGACUGUGACGGAGAGCGAAGGAGGAGAAGUGAAGGUAGAUGUGUCUGUAGAGCAGAAGGCUGCCGUAGUACAAGAUAUCUGUGAUGGGGAAGCAGUGGCUCAGCCAGCAAACCGUCUAGCUGCCCAACCGCCAAGCCAAACGACAGAACCUGGGAGUGGCGAUGAAGUGAAGGAGAGGGAAGAGGGGGAGGAAGAGAAGGAGAAAGCCCGGGUGGAGGCUGAACAGAGAGAGGCAGAGAAAAAGGUGCAGGAUGACAUCGAGGAAGCAGAGACGAAAGCGGUGGGAACGUCGCCGGAUGGGCGGUUCCUGAAGUUUGACAUUGAGAUUGGACGUGGUUCCUUCAAGACUGUCUACAAGGGCCUGGACACAGAGACCACAGUGGAGGUGGCAUGGUGUGAGCUGCAGGACCGUAAGCUGUCCAAGUCGGAGCGCCAGCGGUUCAAAGAGGAGGCGGGCAUGCUGAAGGGGCUGCAGCACCCCAACAUCGUCCGCUUCUACGAAUCCUGGGAGGCCCCCGUUAAAGGCAGGAAGUGCAUUGUGCUGGUCACAGAACUCAUGACCUCCGGAACACUGAAAACGUAUCUGAAGCGUUUCAAGGUGAUGAAGAUUAAGGUUCUGAGGAGCUGGUGUCGGCAGAUCCUGAAGGGGUUGCACUUCCUCCACACCAGGGCCCCUCCCAUCAUUCACAGGGACCUGAAGUGUGACAACAUCUUCAUCACCGGCCCCACAGGCUCCGUCAAGAUUGGAGACCUGGGAUUGGCCACACUCAAGAGGUCCUCUUUCGCCAAGAGUGUCAUAGGUACCCCUGAGUUCAUGGCGCCUGAGAUGUAUGAGGAGAAGUACGACGAGUCAGUGGAUGUGUAUGCCUUUGGGAUGUGCAUGCUGGAGAUGGCCACCUCAGAGUACCCAUACUCCGAGUGCCAGAACGCUGCACAGAUCUACCGCAGAGUCACCAGCGGGGUGAAGCCGGCCAGCUUCGACAAGGUGGCCAUCCCUGAGGUGAAGGAGAUCAUCGAGGGAUGUAUCCGACAGAACAAGGACGAGAGGUACUCGAUAAAGGACCUGCUGAACCAUGCCUUCUUUCAGGAGGAGACCGGGGUGCGUGUGGAGCUGGCUGAGGAAGAUGACGGGGAGAUGGAGGCCAUCAAGCUGUGGCUGAGGAUAGAGGACGUCAAGAAGCUGAAGGGGAAGUACAAGGAAAACGAGGCCAUCGAGUUCUCCUUCGACCUCAGGAAGGACGUCCCCGAGGACGUGGCCCAGGAGAUGGUGGAGUCUGGCUACGUGUGUGAAGGGGACCAUAAGACCAUGGCUAAGGCCAUAAAGGACAGGGUUUCCCUCAUCAGCAGGAAGAGGGAGCAGAGGCAACAGGUGAGAGAGGAGCAGGAGAAGAGGAGGCUGGAGGAGGAGCAGGGCCAACGACAACAAGAACAACUAAUACUACAGCAGCAGUCCGGCACAGAGGCCUCCCAGCCAGGCCAACAGGCUGCCCCCUACACCCAGCCACAGCCCACCCAGCAGCCACCACAGCCCAACCUGCAGACUACACCCGACAUCCCCCCUCAGACGGCACAGCUGGGGCCCCAGGGAGUUCCCUACAUACCCCAGUCUACAGGGCAGCUCCCAGUCCCAGUAUCAACCCAAGUUCUAGCCCAGCCAGAGUCAGAGGCGCCAGAGGUGGACCAGUACCCGCAGCAGACUGAGACGGCCAAUCAAAUAACAGAUAGUUCCUCCAUCCUUCCCGAGAUGCACCUGGUUCAGCCGGUGGUGUCAUACAGCUCUCUGCCCAGUCAGCAGCCUCAGCCAGAGGCCCCAUACCCACAGGCCACACCCCCUGUCCAAACCGACCAAUCGCAGCAGCAGCCGCAGCAGACCAUGGUGGUUCCUGCUGCCCAGACUGCCACUGUUGUCCCUGGGGCUCCACAACAGCAGCCACAGCCAGUGGGCAGCGCUGUACCUCAGAGCACAGCACUACCACCGCUCCAGCCUGGUGCCCAGCAAAUACAGGCCUCUGUGAGUGUAUUCCAGCCGGUGUCAGCAGAGAGGUCAGCAGCAGGACAGACAGCGCUGGUGCCUCAGUCUGUGGAGAAUUGCCUUUCGAACGUGUUGUCAGGUUUGAGUGACGGCUAUGAGGGGACAUCAGACGGUAGACACGAAGGGCGCUCUAUGAUCAAGCGGCACCAGCAGCACUCUGUACGCAGCCACUCUUGCCACGAGAAGACCGCCAAGGCCAAGCUCAUCGUCCUCAAUAUCUCCAACAUGGGAGACCGGGUGGCAGAGUGCCAGCUGGAGACCCACAACAGGAAGAUGGUCACCUUUAAGUUCGACCUGGAUGGAGAUAACCCUGAAGAGAUCGCACGGAUCAUGGUCCUGAGUAAGUUUAUCCUGGAGAGCGAACGCAAGUCGUUCAUCGAGCAGGUCCGGGAGGUCAUCGAAAUGCCGGACGAUAAAGGAGAGGGCAUGAAGGAAGGCUACGCUCAACCGCCCUUCACUCAGAUUGUGGUAGAUGACCCCUUACAGCAGCGUGACAAGCCCACUCCUCUGUCUGGCGUUGCAGCUCAGGUGGUCCACUCUGCAGGCCGGAGGUUCAUCGUCAGCCCUGUCCCAGAGUCCCGUCUGAGAGAGCAGUUCUUUGGUCCUCCCUCGGCUAACACCUCGUUUGGGGACGAGCCCCAUCCAGUGAGUCUGGGCCUGUCCCUGUCUGCCCCCUCAAGCCGCCUCCAGCAGGCCUUCACUGAGAUGAGGGAGACGCAUGGGGAGAGACGAGCCACCAGCACAGUCCCCUCCUCCCAGGCUGGUCUGCACCCGACCCCCACCACCUCCUCCACCCUGCCUCAUGUCUCUGUCAUCCCCUCUGGGUCCUCCUCUCUUCCCUCCUCCACAUGCCAAGUUGCCACCGGGAGGGUGUCUCCAACCCCAGUUCCAGCACCUGCUACCAGUGAGCUAAUUCCACACCCCCAGCCUGGCUGCCAAGCUGCCCCUGCCCAAAUCACAUCCCCCCCUUCAGCUGCUCUCCAGCACCCCCAGGCCACCUCGUCCUCUUUCCCCCCAGCCCCUGCCGAUCAGAUGGGCAGCAGCUCUGCCCCUGUCUCUGGAGCUCCACCCAGUAACUCUGGGACUGUGACCAGCUCAGAGCAGCAUCUUGUUCCUAUCCUGUCCUCUCAGCCUGUCCCUGUGUCCGUUCCUGUCACUCAGCCCACCUCCUCCCAGUCUCAGCCUGUCCCUGUGUCCGUUCCUGUCACUCAGCCCACCUCCUCCCAGUCUCAGCCUGUCCCUGUGUCCGUUCCUGUCACUCAGCCCACCUCCUCCCAGUCUCAGCCUGUCCCUGUGUCCGUUCCUGUCACUCAGCCCACCUCCUCCCAGUCUCAGCCUGUCCCUGUGUCCGUUCCUGUCACUCAGCCCACCUCCUCCCAGUCUCAGUCUCAGCCUGUCCCUACCUUUGUCCCUGUGGCCCAGCCUGCAAUGGCCCCCACCCAACUUCCACCCUCUACCCUGGCCUCCCAACCGUCCCAGCUGCAGCCAGGGGACCCAGAUGGGGGAGAGUCCAAGGCCCCUGGUAUAGAUGACAUCCAUGCCCUAGAAAAGAAGCUGCGCUCCCUCUUUAAGGACACCACCUCCGCUGACCCUGGCAACACUGAGACCACCUCUUCCUCCACAGAGACCAUCUCCCCUCCCCAUCUGGCGGCCCUGGUGCCCCCCUUCAACCUGUCCCUCACUUCAGGGGAACAGGGAGCCCCAGGCCCCCCCUCCAACCCAGGACAGGGCCUCACACCAGCGGAACAUGCACAGAUCCAUCCAGAACAGCAUGGCCAAGCCACCAGAGCGCAGGCAGGCACCCCUACCUCUGAGCAAUUGCCUCCAUUCCCAGUACCAAACCAGUCCCAGCAGCCUCUUGGCAGUCUGGACGGCCAGCUGAGGAGAGCUGUGAGCCCUGAGACCAUCCCAGGGAGCAGUAGAGCAACAAUGCCCUCCACAGGGUUCGUCAAACUGGGACGCUUCCAGGUCUCAGAAGCUGGCGCCGGCAGCACUCCUGACCCCUCUACCAUCGCCUCCUCUUCCUCUCUCACACCCUCUUCGUCCUCCUCCUCUUCUUCCUCGUCUUCCUCCUUUUCCAGCCCAGAGAACACCCUCCACCGCUCCUCCUCGCUCUCCAAAGGAGUCUGGAGUGGAGACUCCGUAGAUGGGCUCACUUCUGUCCCAACGCAGCCAGCCACCAUCGGACGCUUCCAGGUGACUGCCAGUGUCACACCCAGCCCCAACUCUGUCUCCAAAGUUGGCCGUUUCUCAGUGACGCCAGCUGCAGCCAAUACCACGGCUCCUUCGGGAUCUAGCCUCUCCCAUCAGAACGGCCCUUCCUCUUCGACAACCUCUGACCCCUGUAGCUCCGCCUCCGGCGUGAACAGAGGUUUGUUUAAUCAUUACAUGACCAGCGACAACGAGGACGACUCGGGGCCAGAGGACGAGGCCUUUGAGAGGGAAGUCAGCCGCCUCCGAGAGAAACAUAUGAUAGAGAUCCAGACCCUCCACUCCCAUCACAAGGAGGAAAUCGAUGCUCUGUUCACCAGGCUGGGUAAACCUCGUCCAUCGGCUGUCCUCUCCCCCUCUGUGGCCAUGGCCGGGGGCCGACGCAGGGCCAAGACCAAGGCCAGCAAAUCAGCCCGCAGCAGCACCCAGCCCGGUCCCUUGCACUCAGGAGCCCAAGUCACAGGCCAGACCUCCCCAGAGUCCUCCCCGAAGCAGACGUCUCGCCCCACGGCAGGGCUCUCUGAGCCAGGCAGCCGGACCUCCCUCCAGAAUCUCAAACUCUCCCCCUCUUUGCCCAGCCUCAGCACCUCCACCAUGGGAGUGAGUGGGACCAGUUCAGACAGUGGAGCGAACACCAGCCGGUCCCAGCCGUCAGGCCCUAACAUGGCCCCGGCCCUAACACAGAGUCGCAAGUGCACAUUCACAGACGACCUGCACCUGCUAGUUGAUAACUGGGCCCGAGACGCCAUCAGCCUCUCCCACGUCAAGAAAGGACCCAAGGGGACAUCCCAGGGACCCGGACACGACAUCCCUCUACAUAUCCCUCCACAAGCCAACAUGGGCAGAAAGUUUUCUGCCCCCGGCCACCUCUGCCCUACUACCCACCCCUCCACCAACCCCUCCUCCAUCCCCCUCUGCCCGCGUCAGGGCUCUCUGGGCACCUCUGCCCAGGUGUUCGGCUACGGCCCAUCCACCUACAGCACCCCCCAGUGGGCAGGACCUACAGGUCCCUGUCAGGUAGGCCUCCUGGCCUCCACCCAGCCGCAGGCCCAGUACCAGCCCCAAGCCCCCUCCUCGGCCUCAGCCCCCCUUCAGCAGGCCUUCCACGUGGGAGCCACUCAGAAACCUGUCAGCAACCCUGGAGGCCCCAACCUGAGGCCCACGUAGCCUGGACUUGAGUUAGUCAGGCUGGGCUGAGAGGGACUGAGGGCAGGGAGGAGGAGAGCCAUAGGACAACUACUAGCACUCUCUGAUGUUUUGUUCUGUUUCGCUUAUUGGUGAGGUGGGGAAAAAAGAAGAGAACGAAGGAGAGGAGACUGUGGUCCUGUCAGACGAAAAAAGAGGUCUCUCUGUCGGUUGGAGGGAGAGUGCAAUACAUACCCAUAGCACACCAAUCACACCUUCACCCCUACCAGGGCCCAGUCUUUUCUGCCAAUGGCUGUGGAAGCGGGCUGUGAUUGACAUUUAGGUUUGUCCAAUGAAAGCCAUUGACCCAAGAGCACAAACAGCAACGGCCAGAGACGUCUGUUGAAAACACCAUUGUGACGUCAUCAUUCCCUUGAAGGAGAGGAUAGGGAGGGGGAACUCUUAAUCACUUCUUGACUGUGACUGGCCUUAAGCUUAACGAGGACAGAAUUUAGAAGAUGGAGAGAAACCCCGCCAACACACACGUACCUCCUAGCCCUAUUGUCAUUGGCUGAGAUUCGGGGUUGUUGAAUGGAAUGGGAAGCUGUCUUGGCGAGAAACAGUUGAAUUGUGGGUAUCAAGUUUGUAUAAAGAAAGUGGAGGGAGAUACAGUAUGUAGAGAAGGAAAGAAGAGGUGGAAUGAGAUAGUGAAUGGCAGUCGGUAAGGUUUUACUGGAUAGUGGUUACCCAUAUAUCAUCGUCAUACAGUAAGAUGCAAUAAUAGCAUUGUGGGGAAAGGAGUGAGUCCCUGGCCCCGUGCAACAGUGGCCUUCAACCCCUAAACGCAUGGACACAUUUUCUUUGCAUAACAAAUAUUUCUUGUCCUAGGUUAUGAUUCCAUGGUUAUAUUUGACUCUAUCUGUCCCUCUGAGAUGGUGUGAUGUUAUUCCUGACUGAGGAUGUUACUUUCUUAUUUGAGACCAUAACCUGUUAGCGUGAGCUAAGUAGCAGACCUGUCUGUAGAUAGUUUAUCAUUACCUACUUCCUGUCAUGUCCAUGCUUUGGAUUUAGCCUGACUGUAUCCAUGAGUGAUUUUGGUUUACGCUUUAGAGACUGGUUAGGCUUAUCAACUGUUUGAGUUGUAGGCUUCAGCUACUGUGUGGGUUGUCUCACCUCACCACCUGGUGUACUGUAGUCACUCUGAUAAGCAAGGCUAUGGCCCUCGGUACAUUCCUGAGACAUGGGGUUAUCUAUAGAUACUACUGGUAUUUUAUCUAGCCGUGAACGGGGCAUGAUGUUCACACAGACCUUAGAAAUGUCAACUUUUCACAUCUAUCCAACCUUAUUUCCCGUUGUCAUCAUAUUUCAAAAUCAUGACAAAUUGUCUAGGAUUCCCUUUCUGUGGUUUAUUUUGUGUGUAUAUUUAAAUACAAGAUGUUCUCUAUGGACCUAUAUUCAGCCAUCAGAUUUUGAUGUUUCACUAUUAAAUGUUGUUAAACAACAUGUAGUUAAAGGAAUAUAACGUGCAAUUGCAGGGUUGUUAUUGGUAUUGUACUCCGUAACAGCAGAGUAGUCCUGUGCUUCUUCAGCUCUUAUCAUACACCACCCUGUCAUAUCUUCUUGUUUUACUGUGUGUAUGUCUAUACAUGCAAGGUACAUGUGUUGCAUUUAAAUAAUACUUUCAUAGAAUGCUCAUCGCCAUAGAGUACUAUGUCUGGCGAUUUACCAACCCCCACAGUACACACGCGGACGGACAGCCCUGUAAAGUUUCAGAGCUCUUUAGUGCUUCGCAUCCUCACUGAGAAAUUCCACCAUAAUCACCUAGCCCUACUGUUCUUUCUGAUGGACUAGAGUCCAGUGACUGAAAGACCAGUUAACUGCCGACCUGUGAGGUCCAUCAAACGUCCAUAGACGUCUCAUGUGAAAGUUAAACAUACCUAAAGAAGUCUGUCAGAGGCAGGUGAGUCUCAUGUAAAGCAGAGCACAGUGUUGCAUGAAAACAAGUUAUUUUCUGUGGUCACCAAAACCAGCAUUUGUGUUUGUUAGUUAUGUUGGUUGUUGAAAAAAGGAAUGAUUUGUCUUUAAGUGGGUCUGAAUGAAUGUAAUCAGUACAGUAUUGCAUAGCAGCACUUGUUUUCAACAGAUAAGAAAACUAUACUGUUGUCUUGGGGUUUUUCUCUCCAUUGGCACCAUUCUCUUGCUUCUCUGCCACCUUACGUGAUGAGUUCCAUUCCCCUCAAUACAGUGACCUCACCCACUCCUGUAUUGAACUACUACUUUAACUUCUCUAGAGAAUAAUAAGUUACUGCAAUGCAGAAUAUGCAAUGUUUAAUAGGGACCAAGGGGGAAUGUUUUCAUGCCGACGAGGGUUGAUAGUGUUUUUGAUAUUGGGAAAACUGAGAUCCUGCUUCUUUGCCUUGCUGUAUGCGAGUCCACACAAAGUGCCGAUCUUGAAUUGCUCAGGUGUCAAUGUAUCUCAAUAUAAUAUUGCAUCUGUUUCCCCUGAAUUCUGCAUGCUAACUGGUUUUAGACCUUUGGCUUACCUACAACAACCCACUGUACAGCACAAGCUACUAAUCACCCAAUUAUCAGUAAAUAUUGAGUUACCGGCACAUUCUGUCUCCAUAGGCUACUGGCAUUUAUAACAACGUUAUUUCAUGUUGUACGCUUGGAUUUUUGUCCCUCUUUUGCUCUUCUAGUGACCAGCCUACUCUAUGGUUGUUUUUUCACGUUGUACAAAAUGUUUUAAAAAAAAUAAUAAAAAAUACAACUGAAA